GACGUCACGAGCCGGAGAAGCCGACAGCCCCCUGUAUCACAAACAAGCAGCGAAGUUGCGUUGCUGGCUAGCUCCGCUACCUGACCGCCGACAGUUGGCCCGCUGCUGGCUGCUCGUCGCCGCAACUUUCAGGCAAGCAACUUUUAGAACAAGACGAGUUGUCGAACGCAGUCGGAAGAGACCGGUCCCAACAGCAGUGUUUUGCGGCCACCUCUCCUCCUGACUAACUGAAGUCAUGGCGUGUGGAGCCACCCUGAAGAGGACCAUGGAUUUCGACCCGCUGAUGAGUCCGGCUUCACCCAAGAGACGGAGGUGCAUCCCCGUGUCCCCGUCGUCCCCGUCCCCUAGGAAGUACCUCAGCAUGGAGCCCUCGCCAUUUGGGGAGUCAUCGUCCAGACUCAGCGCAGGUAAGGUCCCUGGUGUCGGCCUGCUCAGGCGGCAGCAACACCGUGGAAGACCUCGCAGGCGGAAUCGACCAGGUGGCAGCUGGCUUUGUCUUCACCAGCUCAUCUGUGUCCUUCUCUGUUCACUUGUCCGUCUAGAACAAAUCCUCAACAGUAUCAAGCAGGAGUACAAACGCAUUCAGAAGAGGAAGCAUCUAGAUGGAGGCUACCAACAGACCGAGUGCUGCUAUUCUCCUGAGUCCCCCUCCCAGUCGUCCACUAUGAAUGUUUCCAGCAUGCCAGGAACGUCCUCUGGAGGCGUCUCUCCUACUAGAAGAGAACAACCAUUAUUCACCCUCCGACAAGUUGGAAUGAUCUGUGAACGCCUGCUGAAAGAACGGGAAGACAAGGUGCGGGAGGAGUACGAGGAGACCCUGACUUCAAAAUUGGCAGAACAGUAUGACACCUUUGUGAAGUUCACACACGAUCAGCUAAUGCGACGAUUCGGGGAGCAACCUGCAAGCUAUGUUUCCUGAGUGUGACACAGAAAUGUCUGCAAGACGGGCCUCUCUCGCUGCGAGCUAUCAUAUGGUAUAUUUCAAGAAAGAAAAAAGAAAAAAAGCUCAUCAUUGUAAGAGAUUCAGUUUAGCUAGAUGAAACGAAACUUUUCUUACUGUGCCAUAUUUCUGUCUUUGGGCAAAGGUUUAUAUGAAGCUGUUGUCAGUUGUUACCACUCUGUUGUAAGCAACCAGGUCCUAAUGCAAAGUAACGGACCCUAUCUCUACCAGUGGCCUAUGUUCCUCCUGCUGUACGUAUCUACAGUUAUCUCACUUUUGUAAUGAUUCCCAGCAUUCCAGACAUUGUCACUUGUUUCUGUUUGUUACAUGUAUAUAUGAUGAAGCAGCAGAGUUUUAAACAAGGUUUGCUGGUCAAUCUGAAAAGAAGUGGAAGAAACAGCUGAGCAGAGAGAAUGUUUGCAGUUUGUCCUCUGUUCAUUACUUUUUAAACUUCAGCAUAACAUGGUCUAAUUUUUUUUCUCCACUCCCUACCAGUGUUUUAUUUAUUUUGACUUUUGUUUUGCUGGUAUCAUUUUGAAACCAAUGUACUUAUUGGAAAAAACAAUAAAACUUUUAAGAGUUCA
Messenger RNA from Scophthalmus maximus (turbot), 1524 nucleotides. RefSeq names its product akirin-2. Bases 236 to 919 code for a protein of 227 amino acids. Gene Ontology annotation, biological process: positive regulation of transcription by RNA polymerase II; positive regulation of innate immune response. The record is from RefSeq and is a predicted model, not a curated record. Lineage: Eukaryota; Metazoa; Chordata; Actinopteri; Pleuronectiformes; Scophthalmidae. Gene Ontology annotation, cellular component: nucleus; chromatin. The transcript has 5 exons. Gene Ontology annotation, molecular function: transcription coregulator activity.